AUGCUAUCUUGUUCGCCGCCCAGCCCUACCGCAGACACAGUGAAGAACGCCGCCGACGUCCUUACUGGGCUUACUUCUCCGCCGACGUCGCCCAAUGUCUCUGGGAAGGCCAGCGAGCAGUCAGAACCGCCAUUGCUGCCAGUGGAUAUUCCUGGGACAAGUCUGACUGCGGCCAAGUCUGGCGAGGGCGAUGCUCUGGUGCCGCUGUCGCCGCAGCAGUCGUCGCUGUCUGACUCAUCAGUGGCCUCGCUAGCGUCUUUGUCCCUAUCGGAUGACAGUGACACAGCCUUGUACAAGGGCAAGAAGGGCAAGGCGACACCCGAGGCAAUAAAGUCGUUCCGGGCGAAGGAGCCAAAGCUGGUGGAGGUGCGCAAGUUUGACAGUGCGGAGGCGAAGAAGCGACUGAUUUUCAUCGGCGAUAUCCAUGGAUGCGCGCGCGAGUUUGAUAGGCUGCUGAAGAAGGCUUUAUACAAGCCCAGCGAGGACCAGGUGGUGCUGGUGGGCGACCUUGUGGCCAAGGGGCCCGACUCGAUUGGCGUCAUCCGCAGGGCCCGCGAGCUCAACGCCUGGUGCGUGCGCGGCAACCACGACGACGGCGUCAUCCGGUGGCGGGAGUUCCUGGAGGGCCCCGGCAGGAAUCUGUCGCAGAACGAGCUCAAGGCGCUGGAGCGCGCCCACGGCCUGCCAUACAAUGACUUUAAAAUGAGCAAGCCGCACUACAAGAUUGCAAAGCAGAUGUCGCCGGCCGAUUUUGCCUUCAUGUCGUCGUUCCCGACCAUAAUGGUGCUGCCGCCGCCGUUCCAGGACUGGCUGGUGGUGCAUGGUGGACUGGACCCGUCCAAGCCAUUGACUGAGCAGGACUCGCACGACGUCAUGAACAUGCGCAAUAUCGACUCAUCGGGUCCCAUCAGCUCCCACGACAGGGGUCUUGCAUGGUUCGAGCUGUGGUCGGCCAAGAUGAAGAUCCUCAGGCGCGAGCGCGACGCCAAUAAGACUGAUGCUGCCGAGCAUGAAGCGUCGCUGGUGGAUGCUGAGGGGCAGGAUAUCGACCACGUGCACUUCUCUCGCGUUGUCUACGGCCAUGACGCCAACCGCAAUCUGCAGCUCCACGCCUACACAAAGGGGCUCGACACUCGCUGCGUGUAUGGCGGCAAGCUGACCGCCUUCAUACUGCCGGGCGAGAAGAUUGUCUCGGUCAAAUGCCCGCUGUAUGAGGUCCCCUCCAACAAGAACCACCACAACCACCACAACCACCACAAUAGCAACCGUCGCCGUGGGAGCAACUCGAACCCGCCUGCCUUGGAUACCAAUGCUCCACAGUCGCCCACACGGGGAAAGCGCAACCACCGCCGCCGCAAUUCGCCUCCAAAGGCCGAUGUAUCCAAGCAGCAAAACAGUGCCCCCCACAGCUACUCGGGCGCAGUGGGACAGUAUUUGCCGCCAAUGCGGCCAGGGCCCAAGGCCAAAGACAGCGCCAGGAAAGCGCCGCAGCCCCCGGCCACUGAGGCCCCAUUGAGCAAGCCGCAGCCAUCUCCCCCAAGUCGAAAGUCGCGAAACCGCAAACGCUCAAGCUCUGUAUUCUGA
Linderina pennispora is the source of this 1584-nucleotide messenger RNA. RefSeq names its product Metallo-dependent phosphatase. Gene Ontology annotation, cellular component: cytoplasm. Gene Ontology annotation, biological process: polyphosphate catabolic process. The record is from RefSeq and is a predicted model, not a curated record. Bases 1 to 1584 code for a protein of 527 amino acids. NCBI's taxonomy places the organism in Eukaryota, Fungi, Kickxellomycota, Kickxellomycetes, Kickxellales, Kickxellaceae. Gene Ontology annotation, molecular function: endopolyphosphatase activity; phosphatase activity. The transcript has a single exon.